AUGGAGCUCAAUACGGGUCUCUACGCCUCAUCGCACUCGACUGCUAUGUGCUGGGCUGCAUCUGAAGGCAACUUAAAAGCCAUGCGUCAAUUGCGCGAGGACCACGGCACAGAUGUGAAUGCCGUUGACUCAAACAAGCGGACCCCCCUUCAUAUCGCCGUGAGCAACGAGAACCUGGAGAUCACGAGCUAUUUGUUGCAAUGUGGUGCUAACACUGAAGUGCUGGAUCGCUGGGGCCGCUCUCCUAUCGACUGUGCAGUGGAGACAAAGAAUGUGGCCAUAUUAAGGCUUCUGGGACGCGAACAGCAGGGACAAAUUCCGGUCUUUCACACCAAAUUUGGAUCUAUUGAUGACCGAAGCGAGAUCAGACGGAUGCCGUCAAGCUCUGAUGUUGAGCUUUUUUUCCAGGCGAUUCAGGAAGGUCACACGGAUCAGGUAAAACGCUGGUGGCUCAGCGGCAUGGAAGUGAAUGUAGCAGAUGAUCAUGGACGUACGUCGCUGCAUGUUGCAGUCGAGAGCCGACAGCUCGGAGUCAUUGAGUUGCUGCUAUCUGCUGGUGUGAACGCGAACGUGGCCGAUGCCAGCGGACGAUCGCCCAUUACCAUUGCGCGAGAACAACAGCAAUUUGGUAUCGUGGAGAUUCUACGCGCACAUCAAAAAAACAAACUCAUGAGUCACCGACUGAAGAGCAGCAAGGAAGGGCAGAACGUUGCUUUGGCGUUUCGAGCUACCAAGCAGGGAGAGAUGGAAAUUUUGAAGCGACUGGUGCCAGAAAUAGUACCACCGGAUGUAGAAGAUUACGACUUGAGGACAUUGUUGCAUGUAGCAAGUGCUGAAGGACAUUUGCAGAUUGCCCAGUACUUGGUCAAGUGUGGUGCGAAUGUCAAUUUGUUAGACCGAUGGGGAUCUUCGCCGUUGUCGGAAGCAGUUGAUUUUGCCCACAAUGAGCUGGCAAGGUUCCUCACUACGAACUGUGCUACAGCGUGUGGAUUUAGAGCGACGGUGGCUGUCGACCACAUCAACACAGCUACGCUAGAUGAAGCGCUUGAAUUUACACUUCGAGUCAUCACUCGGGACCCGUGGCUAAUUGGACAAGUACGUUGCCCGGUGAUGGACGACGACAACAAGUGCCUUUUGCUUAUGCACAGCAUCUGGCAGAAAAGUAGAUCCCUUACUCAACAACAGCACCAAACGAAGCUGCCCCUCUUGUCGUCCAAGGAGCUUAAGGACCGUCCUGUUGACACGGCUGCAUUGUGGGCUGGUUGUAUUCAAAAGUAUCGGAAGGUGUCUUCUAUGGUGAUGAUUGAUCCCGGUCAAGGACACGUUGGUAACGUUUUUUGUAGCCAACAUCCAGAGUGGCUUAUUUUGCAAGAAGUGCAGCAGUCGCGCUUCUUUCUCCUCCCGCACGCUCGACAAGCAGGGUUUCAAACUGUUGUUUCUGUUCCUAUGGUUUGCAAGAUGUCGACUGUUGCAGUGUUAUCUUGGUACUCUGACCGCACCAUUUCCGAAGACCUCCACGAAUUACAGCGAAUUCAGCGGGUUGUUCGGUCUGUAAUGAUCCUAUCUACGCUUCGGCAGGAGUCGCAUAGCGAUGACUCAGUUACGGUUCGCGUUGGGCGUAUCCCUCAAUUUCAGUUCUGUCAAAUGCUGGAUAAUGCCAUUACCGCGAACGGAGAGCUUACUGACUCGUCGACCUUGCGAGAAGAUCUAGGCGUUUGUGACACCAUGCCGCUUGCACUUGAAUGGGGUCUGUUUGACAUGGUGGACACGCUGGCAACCUCGAUGAGCAGUGAAGAUCACGCAGCGGUUAUCUCAAUCUUACGAUCGCUAGUGGUGUUGCUUUGCAACGGACUGUUUAGUGAUGUAUUGUGUGUGCCUGGAAAUGGCGGAUCACACGAACAAAAUGACGAGGUAACGCUCAAGCAUUUAGUGGAGGAGUGCGACGGCAAGAUUCGAACGAAGCAGGCUUUGCUGGGGCACGUAAAGUACUAUUUGCAGUAUUUAUACGCCGUGAGUCCCACUGAGGCUGAGUUGUUCGGUGAUGUUUGCGAGCUCCUCGACAAGGUAAAGGAGUUUUCGACAAAGACAUCUUCUGUUGAUGAAUUAUUCUACGGCACCUUGAAUCCUAUCGAGGAAGACACUUCGGAGACCGAUGUUGGCCCGAACAGAUCACCCUCUUCCGAGUCUGCACAAAUCGAUGUACCCGAUUGUGUUCUGUGCAAGUUUGGCGUUUCAGGACAUAUUCACCCGGGUCAAGGACAGGACACAGCACUACUUGAUUUAGUGAUGGAAUCUUCAAAUCAGAAGAAACCUAUGGAGUUUCUUCGUGGCAACCCUUUUUUCGGUGACCCGAAAAAUCCCAGAUCUCCCGUGUAUCGGCAAAUCGAACAGCUGCACUUGAAACUUGAGGGCGAAUACGAUGCUUUUAAGCGAAGAUCAGAGCUUGCGGAAUGUUGUGAUGGAACAAAGCCCGCCGUGUUCACAUCCAGUGACUUGUACGACGCAAUUGGCUUUGCACACGAACCUCUAGCAACCUUCAGGAACACAUCAGCUGACAACUCCCGACAAAAGAUGUUGGACGUCAUUACUGAGAUUCUGCACGAUACGACGUGCGUCAUCUCGCGCGAGCAGCUCUUUGCAUUGCACCGGUACCUCCUUCCAGCUUCAACCGGACAGGCUGGCGUUCUUCGAACCGAAGCAGCUGUCGGAUACGCUUCGCCUCGGAUUUACCGAGUGUUUGUCCCAGCGGGCGAAAUUGAAACCGCACUGGACAAUUUUCUUGAUGCGCUUAAUGACGCUAGUCGUUGGGAGCGCCGCCCUUUGCUAUGCGCCUACUACGCGUUUGCAGUGCUCGUGUUCUACAUCCACCCUUUCCAUGACGGCAACGGCCGCUGUGCUCGCUUGUUGGGCAACUUGGUGUGCAAAAAGCUUGGAUUCCCGACGUUGCUACGUGCUGCAGACAAAACCAUUCAAAUGGCAGAAUUUAUGCAGAAAGCUAUUGCUACGAUGGAAAUUCUUCGCAACACUCGCCGUCAAACCCGCCAGACACGUUUGCUUUCUACACGCAGAGAAAACACCUCAAUGUGGUUUUAA
This is a messenger RNA of Peronospora matthiolae, 3093 nucleotides long. NCBI's taxonomy places the organism in Eukaryota, Oomycota, Peronosporomycetes, Peronosporales, Peronosporaceae. The record is from the annotation of a GenBank genome assembly.